UAUCAGAUGAGCGUCUGUGCCCACGGUCAGUGUGUGUGUGUGUCUGUGUGUGUGUUCAGUCAGUAGCAUGGCGUAUCUCGGCUACCUGCUGCUCAGCACCGCUCUCAUCCACACCGCCCAGCCUCUACCUGCAGCGCAUGGAGGGGGGCGUGACCUGGACUUGUCAGUGGGUGGAGUCAGACGCCAGCGCAGAGCCCUGCUGCCCUAUGAGGAGCAAAUGAUGUCAUAUCCUUACACACAAGGGGGAGGCGGGGCCAAUGACCUGUACUACCAAUCAGAUGACUGGAAGGGGAGGGGCUUGAACCAGGCCCUGCAGCGACUGGUGGACAGAGACCAGAGGAGGGAACAGGAAGAGGAGCAGCGAGCAGCCUACCUGGCCGCUCUGCUACGCCUCCUGAAUGAGGCAGAGAGCGUGGGAUUGGUCGGCCCGGAAGACAUGGCGGUUGUUGAGGAAGAAGAGGAUGAGGAGGAUCAGAUGCCCCCUGGGGACUUCCAGGGCCAGGUCCCCGCAGACUAUGAUGAUACAGGGCGGGGUAUGAGCAUGGGGAGGCCCCAGGCUGCAUGGUGGGGCCUCCUGGAGCCCCAGCUGGCUCAGACCUUGGUGGACAGGAUGGAGCCCCAGCUGGUUCAGACCCUGCUGGAGAGAGCGAGACAGGAGAAAGUCCAACAGACAGGACGAGGACUCAACAGAGACCAGGACACUCUGAGACGGAUGGUUGCUAGGAUACUGUCCAGCAUCGGCCCUAACAACGCCCCGGUGACCUCAGGUCGCCGAGCGAGGAGAGACCUGUCCGUCACCUCGAUUGAACCCAUUAGCUCCUCCCACAAGAGAACUCGCCGUUCCCUUGAAGACCUGACCCCUCCAUCACCUAGCAAUGACCCCCCACUCCUCAGGGUGAAGAGGCUGGAGGAGGAGGAGGAGGAGGAGGAGGAGAAACUCCGCCCCCUCACCGCUGGGCUGCAGAGGAUGAAACGCAUUGACACCAUGGCAACCGCAGCAGAGGAAGAACUGAAUCAUGGGAUUCGUAGGCGCCGGAGGAGAGCCGCCAUGAAUUAUGACCCCCAAAUAUUGAUCGAUCAGAUUGUGAAUUACAUGAGGGAGUGAGAGGAGAGGAGGAGAGGAGGAGAGGAGGAGAGGAAAGGAGGAAUAUUUUGUCGUUCUUUAAGUUUCUCAUUUCUGUUUAUGUAAAAAUGUUUUUUGCUGCUUUAGGUCAAAAUAAAUCAUAACCAGUCGUUCGUUGUUAAAUGAGGGGGGGGGCUAAAUGUGACCUCUGAGUUUUCACGACUGAUAACUCACAGGUCAUGACCUCUUGUCCUAUUGAUCUAAUAUUUCCUAAACGUUUCCUGAAUGUUUCAUGAAAACAUCUAAGAUUUGUGACAUCAUAAGGUCAGAGUUGUGACAUCAUCAUGUAGUUGAAGCUGCAAACUGCGAUUUAAAGAGUGAAACACAAACAAUCAGAUUUUCUCUCUGUUCAAUGGAAAAUUUUGAAAAACUGUGUCAAAAAUUUACUUUUAAAUUAAAGUAAAGUAUCAGAAGGUUUUUCUAAAGGUUUCCAGAAAGAAGCUGAGGUCAUGGUUCACAGAUCAAAUCAGAGAAAUAUGUCAAAAUUCAACUUAAAGUUUAAAUUAUGAAUUAAGUUUAGUUUGAAAGAAGAAAAAACGGCUGUAGAAACAGCUUCAGAUAUGAAACACUACAGUGACCAUCAGCCUCAGCAGCUGUCUCAUGGUGAUGAGCUUUAGUAUCCUCCCUGAGCCUCUUUAAAACU
Pleuronectes platessa (European plaice) is the source of this 1766-nucleotide messenger RNA. It is a transcript of the gene pcsk1nl, whose product is annotated as proprotein convertase subtilisin/kexin type 1 inhibitor, like. Gene Ontology annotation, biological process: negative regulation of endopeptidase activity. Gene Ontology annotation, molecular function: endopeptidase inhibitor activity. The record is from RefSeq and is a predicted model, not a curated record. The transcript has 5 exons. Bases 68 to 1105 code for a protein of 345 amino acids. NCBI's taxonomy places the organism in Eukaryota, Metazoa, Chordata, Actinopteri, Pleuronectiformes, Pleuronectidae.